CUAUGGUUCAAAUAAGGUGCAAGCAGUCAACAUCCUUCUUGAUUUUUACACUGAAGCAUCAAUGCAAGACGAUUUCACAAAUUCAUCAAGUUCAUGCUCAAUCCAUUACCAAUGGCUUCCUCUUUUCUUUCAGUUCCACUUUUAUCCUCACUCAAAUCCUUCAUUCCUUCACUUCCAUUCUCUCUUCUCUUCCAACACAACCCACCACUCGCUAUCCAUCCACCAUUUUCAAUCUUAUUCACAACCCAUCAACUUUCUGUUACAACACCAUCAUUCGAGCACACACCCUUCUCUCUUCUCCUAAUACUUCCUUCUUUUACUUCAUCAAAAUGCGGAGAAAUUCAGUUCCGCCAGAUUCCCACACUUUCCCUUUUGUUCUUAAAGCUUGUGGUUUACUGAAUUCUCCGUUUCUGGGCAGGACCCUUCAUUCACAAGCGUUGAAGUUUGGUUUUUUAGUUGAUGUGUUUGUAUGUAACAAUCUUGUUCGUGUGUAUACUGUUAGUGGUAGUAUUAGUGAUGCACGUAGAGUGUUUGAUGAAAGUUGUGACAGAGAUGUUGUUUCUUAUAAUUUAAUUAUUGAUGGGUAUGUUAAGGCUGGUGAGAUUGGGGAAGCCAGGGAAGUGUUUGAUGAAAUGCCUGUGAGAGAUGCAGUUUCUUGGGGAACACUUAUGGCUGGAUAUGCGAAAAUGAACCAGUGUAAAGAUGCCAUUGAGCUAUUUGAUCAAAUGGUUACGUUGAAUGUGAAAUUUGAUAACGUUACGUUGGUUUCUGCUCUCUCAGUUUGUGCACAACUGGGGGAACUCGAGAAGGGGAAGAUGAUACAUGAUUAUAUUAAAAGGAAGGGGAUUGCGAUAGAUUCGUACUUGUGUACUGGCUUGGUAGAUCUAUAUGCCAAAUGUGGUUGCAUUGACAUUGCUAGAGAGUUAUUUGAGAUGAGCAAGGACAAAAAAGUGUUUAGUUGGAACGCUAUGCUAGUUGGAUUAGCGAUGCAUGGCCAUGGCCAAUUACUAUUUGAUUACUUCUCAAGAAUGGUGGAGACUGGUGUUGAGCCUGAUGGGGUGACUUUUUUGGCGUUGUUGGUGGGGUGUAACCAUGGGGGUCUUAUUCAUGAAGCUAGAAGGUUCUUUGGAGAAAUGGAAGGGGUUUAUGGUGUUCCUCGAGAACUAAAACAUUAUGGAUGCAUGGCGGAUCUGCUGGCACGUGCAGGGUUGCUUAAAGAAGCUAUGGAGAUGAUAGAGGCAAUGCCAAUGGCUGGUGAUGUGUUUGUCUGGGGUGGUUUGCUUGGUGGGUGUAGGACACAUGGGCACGUCGAGCUAGCAGUGAAAGCUGCUGAAAAUGUAAUGGAGGUGAAACCUGAAGAUGGUGGUGUUUAUUCAAUCUUGGCAAAUGUCUUUGCAGAUGCUGGCCGUUGGGAUGACUUGGUCGAUAUAAGGAGAAAAAGAGACCGCGUAAAGAUCAAGAAGAGUGCUGGUUGUAGUUUGAUUCAAUUGAAUGGAGUGGCACAUGAGUUUAUUUCAUGGGAUGACUUGCACCCUCAAAACGACGAGAUAUACUCUAUCUUAAAUUGUCUGCAACUCAAUUUGAAGCAAUAUUACUAA
Molecule: messenger RNA, 1598 nt
Organism: Solanum verrucosum
Lineage: Eukaryota; Viridiplantae; Streptophyta; Magnoliopsida; Solanales; Solanaceae
Product: pentatricopeptide repeat-containing protein At5g61800
Exons: 1
Coding region: 3-1598 (531 amino acids)
Biological process (GO): RNA modification
Molecular function (GO): protein binding; RNA binding
Source: RefSeq, a predicted model, not a curated record